This is a messenger RNA of Amorphotheca resinae ATCC 22711, 3639 nucleotides long. RefSeq lists its product as hypothetical. NCBI's taxonomy places the organism in Eukaryota, Fungi, Ascomycota, Leotiomycetes, Helotiales, Amorphothecaceae. Gene Ontology annotation, biological process: protein deubiquitination; proteasome-mediated ubiquitin-dependent protein catabolic process; regulation of proteasomal protein catabolic process. Bases 1 to 3639 code for a protein of 1212 amino acids. The transcript has 4 exons. The record is from RefSeq and is a predicted model, not a curated record. Gene Ontology annotation, molecular function: proteasome binding; cysteine-type deubiquitinase activity.
AUGAAUUGCAGGCUUCAUUAUGAAAUCACGGCGGACUUCUGUCAUCAGCAUACGGGACAAGCCCCCUGUAGGCUGUCUGAUGAAACGAAUCCUCUGCAUCAUCUACGGCUUGUGGAGUCAGUGUAUUCGAAGGAAGACCUGGGGGAAAAUGUGCUAAACAAAUACAACAAUUUCAUUGAAUGCCAUCGAUGGGUCUGCUCCGGAGCAGGUUGUCCCCUCACGCUUGAAAUCAACAUAUCUCCGCCCCGGCUUGAUAAGAAACUCCUCUCUCAGAUUACAUCGCCUGAAAGGGUUCAGGCCCGUGGGAAAAGGGUCAUCGCAGAGGAACCAGAUCGAUAUAGUGGCUUAGGACCCUUGGCCGUACCGCAAAUUUUGAGCAAUCUUCGAACAUACCUCGUAGAUGCAAAGGCAGCAAAAGACAAGAGCGAGCUCAAACGCAUUGCAGCACGUAAUAAGAAGUUCAUGCUUGCCUUUGCGAAUGAUUGUGCCAGUCUCUUCAACUACUUGGAUUUCACCCUUAUAAAGGAGGAUAGCCCUGAGCCGGAUGGCGAGCCGAGCUACUUUUGGCAGCUUCCUGUCAUAUCAGACACUAAUAGAGAAUUCAUCAAUGACGUUCUGACCGAGCUUGAUGUAUUAAUAGCAAACAGACCUCAAGAGGAGCAACGGGCCGCCAAAGUCCAGGUACUCAACAUGCCUAUGAGCGCGUUAAAGGACAUUGAAAGAAGCCUUGGCUAUCACAACUAUCCAACUAGAUCCCGAACUGUCGACCUCUCGAAACAAGAGCAUCCACACUACGCAAGCUUAGGAGCUGUGGAUAAUUUCACGGAUAAUCACCUGAUCUGGGCUUACGAGCGGCAAUGUGAAUGCGAUCCGCGAAACAGACCAUACUAUCUGGAUUGUUUAUCCGGUAUCGCGAACGGUCGUAAAAGCUCUGAAUUAGAACUGAAAGUGGCAAUGGCUGCUUCCGCGGGCGAACUAGGUUUGAACGAAAUUGAGAAUGCCUACAAGUUCUUUGCGAUAGACCCAAACACAAAGGAUGGCGAUGACUAUAUCAUUGGUGUCUAUAAUUCCAGAAUUGAGUCAGCACCACGACAGAAGGAUGAAGCUAGAAACUGUCUACGCGUGAUCGCCAAAGCCAGAAAUAGUCAAAAGAUCGAAGCUGUUGCGAACGAUAAGACGAUGUCUUUCGAAGAAGCGUUAGAGUUUUUGAAUGUGACAGAAGAUACCCAGUCAGACAGUAUUGAGGCGGCAGCUGUAGCUAUGGCUACCGAGGCAGACAAGACGAGAGUUGCAUCUGCUUUACGAGUUAUCGCGAAUCGACGCGGCAAUGACUUCACUCUGCAACGUGCUGCGGCAUCUAUGGAAUCCAGCUCAGAAGAGACAAUACUGGAUAUUGGCGAAGCCUAUAAUCGACUUCAGAUCACAGAGCGCAACGCGCCAGAUGAGACUGUCUUGGCAUAUUACCAGAGCCUCUCGAGUGGAGCCCCUGCUGGGUCACAGGAAAGUUAUGCUGAGGCUUUACGGGUCAUCGCGUUAGAUCGACAGAGUAACCUCCUAUUGAGAAAGCUCCUUGAUCCUAAUGCAGAUGUUCAAGUCGUGCGCUCUACAGCAAAUGAGCCUGUUGGUCUCGACAAUAUUGGCAAUACAUGCUAUCUCAACAGUCUCCUCCAGUUUUAUUAUACUAUCAGAACAGUCAGAGAGGUCGUCAUGAACUUCGACAAACAUCGCAUGGAUCUCAAUGAUCCUAAAACUGAUGAGGAUAUCAAGAAGAAACGCGUCGGGGGCCGAAAGGUUGUCAGAUCCGAAGUUGUAAAGGCACAGAAGUUUGUGGAUGAGCUUCACAAUCUGUUUGAAAAUCUGAGAACAGCGUCAACACGAUCAGUGAGGCCUACCAAGGAACUUGCCGAGUUGACGAUUUUCAGCUCUCAAGCAGAGGCAAACUUUCGUAGCAAAUCGAUCAGUAGUCCGAAUGCACCAAACCUCGCAUCGAUUCUAAAUCCCACUGCUCCUGUUUAUGGCCCUGAAGGCCCGCCGCCGCCUGUACCAUUACGGCCUUCGCCAACACCGGCUGACGAUGUCGAGAUGAGCGACCUCCCUGGAGACAAACCUGAAAUUAGCGACAAUAGUAGCGAAUCAACUCUCGUCGAAACGGAUACACUCCCCUCCGCUCCUCCUCCCCCCUAUGAUCAUAUUAUAGAUCACAUCGAUUCCCACUUUCCCCAAGACGAGAAGAACGACCCCUUCCAAAACGAUAUCGAUUCCGUUAUGGUCAAUGGUGUCAACACAGAGACUAUUGUUUCAGUGCCAGAAAAGCCGCCUCCAGUACCGCCCCGUAACAAGUCGGGACUCAGUAUUCAAACCGAUACUCGAGAUCACAUCUCUGAAGAUGAUCUGUGGAGAUUUGGCUCGCAGCAAGAUGUCACAGAGGUGAUUGGAAAUGUAGUGUGGCGAUUGCAGUGUGCUAUAAAGGCAAACAGUAUCGACCAGACUUCAGAAGAGCAGAUAGACGAUAUCCGAGAUACUUUCUUCGGCGCGAAUGCAGUUUAUACGCAAAAGUCUCGGAGCCUCGAGAGGAAAGUUGAACCUUGGGCGAAUCUCAUCGUGUUCCCGCCACAGACCGGAUCUCGCGAUAUCUACGAGGCCCUGGAUGUGGUCUUCGACGAGCAAAAGGUCGAUAUUGCGAAUACCUUGACGCCGCAAUAUGCUUCCAUCAACAAGCUACCCCCAAUCUUACAGAUCCAAAUCCAGCGCACAGCGUUUGAUCCUGUAAGACAAUUACCUUGGAAGAACAGGAACCCGGUCAUCUUCCCGGAGACCAUCUAUCUUGAUAGGUAUAUGGAUUCUGAUGACCCAGCUUUGAUGCGUCGACGCCGAGAAGCUUGGGAGUGGAAGAAUCAGCUUCGAGUGCUUGAGGCCAGACAAACGGUUCUCAAAAAGACCGAAGUAGAUGCCUCCCUUCCGGAAGCUCUACUUGCAGCAAAGGAUUUUAUCAGCCAGCUCCAAGAAAACGAGAUCGAGGGCGUGGAAAUCAGCCCCAUCCUUCCCGAAGCCCUGGAAGAACGCUUCCACGAAGUAGCCAAUGAGCUCGAGGAUAUCAACCACAAGAUCGCUGCUCUGAAGCAGAAGCUCAAUGAUCAAUUCGCGGACCUGCGCCAAUACGAAUACCAGCUCCAGACGGUAUUCAUCCACCGCGGCGAAUCUGGCGGCGGCCACUACUGGAUCUACAUCUACGACUUCGACAACGACAUCUGGCGCGAGUACAACGACGAGUACGUGACCGAGGUCAAAGACCGCCGCCGCAUCUUCGACCACUCCUCCCAAGCCGGCGGCACCCCCUACUACCUUGCCUACGUCCGCAGCGCCGACCGGAAGAACCUCGUCGACGCCGUCGUCCGCGAAGUCAAGGACGAAGUCGAGAUGUCCGAUGUCGCCGGCCCCUGGGCGGAUCAUCUCGAUGAGGCCAUCGUUAUGGACACGCACGGCGACGACACCCGACACAUCGAACACGCAACCACCACCGCCGCUCCUCGCCCGCUCCUCCCUAAACCCGACGCCGCAGCCGCAGCAGCGAACUGGGCACCUGGUUGGGAUGCAGCUAGCAUGAGCGAAUUCGAUGCGAACGGCAAGAGAUGGGAUUGA